CGAUUCUGCACUCAACACCCCAAGUAACACUUCAUCAAUCACUCUUACAUCUAACCACCAUGAAGCUCGCUUUGUCUUUUGUUUUUGCUGCCAUCGCUUUGCUACAGGUGACGGCGGCAGCGCCAGUCGUCGACAAGCGUGCCAUGAAGCCCUUUGCAUAUAUCGUCGCCGAGGACUCCCCCGAUGUUGAAGACGUCGAGAAGCGUGGCAUGAAGAAGUUCGCAUAUAUUGUUGCUGAGGGCUCACCUGAUGCCGAAGACGUCGAGAAGCGUGGCAUGAAGAAGUUCGCAUAUAUCGUUGCUGAGGGCUCACCUGAUGCCGAAGACGUCGAGAAGCGUGGAAUGAAGAAGUUCGCAUAUAUCGUUGCUGAGGGCUCACCUGAUGCCGAAGACGUCGAGAAGCGUGGCAUGAAGAAGUUCGCAUAUAUCGUUGCUGAGGACUCACCUGAUGCCGAAGACGUCGAGAAGCGUGGCAUGAAGAAGUUCGCAUAUAUUGUUGCCGAGGACCCCUCUGAUGUCGAGUAGACGUUGAAAAGCGCUUCCCCACUCCUGGUGCUGAAGGUGUUGAUGCAUGCCUUUAGUAUCAGCCUUGGAGUCUAGACUAUUUUUGAAUGAUUAUCGCCACUAGCAGAAGCUCAGAAGCUCGGGUUGUGGGCCCCAGCAGCGAGUGAAGUUUGACUUUCC
Messenger RNA from Suillus paluster, 683 nucleotides. RefSeq lists its product as uncharacterized. NCBI's taxonomy places the organism in Eukaryota, Fungi, Basidiomycota, Agaricomycetes, Boletales, Suillaceae. The transcript is spliced from 13 exons. Bases 60 to 524 code for a protein of 154 amino acids. The record is from RefSeq and is a predicted model, not a curated record.